This is a messenger RNA of Candidozyma auris, 1485 nucleotides long. It is a transcript of the gene ZPR1, whose product is annotated as zinc finger-containing protein ZPR1. Gene Ontology annotation, cellular component: cytoplasm; nucleus. NCBI's taxonomy places the organism in Eukaryota, Fungi, Ascomycota, Pichiomycetes, Serinales, Metschnikowiaceae. The record is from RefSeq and is a predicted model, not a curated record. Gene Ontology annotation, molecular function: zinc ion binding. The transcript has a single exon. Bases 1 to 1485 code for a protein of 494 amino acids.
AUGAAGAGACACGACGAAACUCCAGCACCACUGUCGUUAGAAGAUAAAAAACCAAGACUAGACAUGGUUGAGAACGAAGAUCAACAGGCAUUUGCCAACGUUGGCGACCAGGUCAAUUCUGUCACUCAAACUGGCGCUGAGGACGCCCAGGGCCAUCCAGUGCAAGAGGUUGAGUCCAUGUGCAUGAGAUGCCACAAGAAUGGAACGACUAGAAUGUUGUUAACUAAGAUUCCUUACUUUCGCGAGAUCAUCGUGAUGUCGUUCGCAUGUCCCCACUGCGAGUUCAGAAACUCCGAAAUCCAGGCGGCUGCCCAAAUCGCUGAGAAGGGUUCUCGCUAUAUCUUCAAGAUCGAAUCCAAGGAGGACUUCUCAAGGCAGGUUGUCAAAUCAGAGACAGCUACUUGCAUGUUCACAGAGUUGGAGCUUGAAAUCCCACCUGAGCGUGGCCAGUUGACCAACAUCGAGGGUCUUCUCAACGAAAUGAUCGAAAAUUUGCAGUUGGAUCAAGAGGCUCGUAAAGAAGCUCAGCCGGAGGUAUACGAGAAAAUUGAAGCAUUCUUGAAAAAGGUCAAAGCCUGUCUAGAAGGUGAAAACUUGCCGCUCACUUUCUACGUUGACGAUCCAGCUGGUAACUCAUGGGUUGAAUACUUGCCCGGCCAGCCCGCUCAUAAAUGGUCCAUGUACGAGUAUAACAGAACGGCGGAGCAAAAUGUCUACUUGGGCUUGAUUUCUGCUGAUGAUGUUGCACAGCAUAAGUUGGCAGAGCUGAAGCAGAAGAAAGAGGCUACUGACCUGAACGUUAGUGCUUCUUUGAACAAUGAAACAGACUCCCAUCCUAAGGUUUCUGGAUUUACCGAUCACAGCGAGAUUGAAAACUUUGAAAAUGAAGUUCAGACUUUCCAUGCGACGUGUUCCGCUUGCUCUGCCCCUUGCGAGACUCACAUGAAGACAGUAAACAUACCUCAUUUCAAGGACGUCAUCAUUAUGUCUACAGUUUGCGACAGGUGUGGCUACAAAUCCAAUGAAGUUAAAACUGGAGGUGCCACACCAGACAAGGGUAGGAAGAUCAGCUUGAAGAUCACUGACCCUGAAGAUUUGGCUAGGGAUAUAUUGAAGUCAGAAACCUGUGGAAUGAAAAUUCCUGAGUUGAGUCUAGAUUUGACCCCAGGUACUUUGGGAGGUAGAUUCACAACCAUCGAGGGUUUGUUGACACAGGUGUAUGAGGAGUUACAUUCUAGAGUUUUCACUCAGACUUCUGACUCCAUGGAUGAUGAAACUAAGCAAAGAUGGACAUCGUUUUUCGCAAAGUUGCAAGAUGCCAAAGAGGGUAAAAUUGGUUUUACUAUCUUUAUGGAAGAUCCAUUGGCUUCUUCAUACAUUCAGAAUGUCUACGCUCCAGACAACGACCCCAACAUGACGAUUGAAGACUACGAGAGAACUCAUGAGCAGAACGAAGAGUUGGGUUUGAACGACAUGAAAGUUUAG